AUGGUUAGCUUGAUCAGAUGUGCAGCUGUGGCUGCGCUCGCCUUCAACACGGGGGCACUGGCCAAACCUAUCGACAAGACCAGUGUCUAUAACCCCAUCCUAGACGAUCUUGUUGGAUUUGACGAAGCGCUGGUGGUCACUACCGACAAGACAAGGACCCGGCGCGAGGAGCCCAUAAUCCCCAGCACUCACCACAUUGCCGGCGGGAACGUGGUGCGCAGCGAGUACCCCAUCGCCACGCCGUACACACCUGAUGCGGGCCAGCUCAUCGAGGUUUUCAAGCGCUUUAUCGUUGGCGCCACAGAUGACCGUCACCGCUGGGAUGUCUCCGAGUUUCCCUUCCACUCAGUCGGGAGACUCGUCUGGGCGAACGGCGUCUUCUGCUCGGGCGCCCUCGUCGGCCCUCGUCACGUACUCACCGCGCGUCACUGUAUUCCAGAAGGAGAAUCCGUCAGCGGGAACUUCGCACCAGGGUAUGACAAUGGAGAGCGCUUCGGUCACGCGGCAAUCACGCAUGUUCUCAAGACAGAGGGCCAGCAGCCUGGGUCGUGCGAGACCAAGGCCGACUGGGCUAUCCUCGUACUGGACCAAAAACUCGGCGACGAGCUGGGGUACUUUGGUGCCAAGGUGCCCGACGCCUCCCUCUUCGACAAACCUGCCCUCUACCAUCUCGGCUAUCCUGGUGACAAGGACGGCGGCAGCACCCCCCAGCGCAUCAUCGAUGUGACGGUGCACUCGAGCAAUAGUCUCGACUGCGACGCCACCGGGCCCGUGUACACUGAUGCUGAUACCGCCGGCGGACAGUCAGGCGGUCCGCUGUGGGAGUUGGACGGCAAUAUGGACCGUUGGAUUUGGGGCGCGCUCUCUAUUGGCGUCUCGUGGGGUGAGGGCCUGGGAUACUCGGGUUUUGCGUCGGGCGCGCAAAUGGUGGACGCUGUGAAUAUGGCGAGGAAGGAUUUCCCAUAG
Emericellopsis atlantica is the source of this 966-nucleotide messenger RNA. Its product is annotated as trypsin-like cysteine/serine peptidase domain-containing protein. The record is from RefSeq and is a predicted model, not a curated record. Gene Ontology annotation, biological process: proteolysis. Lineage: Eukaryota; Fungi; Ascomycota; Sordariomycetes; Hypocreales; Bionectriaceae. Gene Ontology annotation, molecular function: serine-type endopeptidase activity. The coding region runs from base 1 to 966 and encodes 321 amino acids. The transcript has a single exon.